ACCACUGGGCAGUCGCCCACACUCUCUUCUCUCUCCUACACGUAUACUGCGUGCAAGGCGCUCUCGCCCGCGCAACCGGUCGCUCGCUACCAUGGCUCCUUUGUCAUACUAUAUCUCCUUUUUCCUACAUUUUAUCGGCACGGCUACACCACCAAAAACCAUCGGUCCAACCACGGAAAAACGAAACAAAACAGCGGCAAAGGAAAGACGAAGGAAGCUAGCAGCAAAAGCUCUCGCGGUCGAAAAGUGGCGGCGGCGGCGCGCUGAUCCUGGCUUUCGAUGCCUUUCUCUCUCCCUGCGCUCCCGGUCUCUCGGUCCUCUCUCCUCUCUCUCGUCCUCGGUCACCUUCUUCCUCCUCGGAGUAUCCCACUCGACUCAACCUCUUCCUUUUUUGGCCUUCCGUCUUCCUUUGCGGAACCCCAACCUUUUUAUUGUAUUUUGCUUUUUCUUUCAACGGCGUUUUUUCAGUCUAGUGUGUGCGAGUAUUUCUAACAGUUUGGCACUGCAAUUGAGAAUUAUUUUUACUGAUUCUUUGUUCUUUUGCUUUUUUUUUUUUUUUUUUUUUUUUUUU
Messenger RNA from Aplosporella prunicola CBS 121167, 571 nucleotides. RefSeq lists its product as uncharacterized. The record is from RefSeq and is a predicted model, not a curated record. The transcript has a single exon. The coding region runs from base 280 to 492 and encodes 70 amino acids. Lineage: Eukaryota; Fungi; Ascomycota; Dothideomycetes; Botryosphaeriales; Aplosporellaceae.